CGUAACUUUCCGCUUUGAGUGGCCUUCCGCUCGGCGGCUGUGGGGAGGGGCUCGGGGGACAUUUAGCGGAGCUCCCGGUCCCUAAGCCCUUGGAAGUGCAAUGAAGUCGGUGAGCUACGUGCAGCGCGUGGCCCUGGAAUUCAGCGGGAGCCUCUUCCCACACGCCAUCUGCCUCGGAGACGUGGAUAAUGACACGUUAAAUGAACUGGUGGUGGGAGACACAAGUGGAAAGCUGUCUGUGUAUAAGAAUGAUGACAGCCGGCCAUGGCUCACCUGUUCCUGCCAGGGAAUGCUGACCUGCGUUGGGGUUGGAGAUGUAUGUAAUAAAGGAAAGAACCUCGUGGUGGCAGUCAGUGCUGAAGGCUGGUUUCACUUGUGUGACCUGACGCCUGCCAAGGCCCUGGAUGCUUCUGGGCACCACGAAACACUAAUGGGAGAGGAGCAGCGUCCUGUCUUCAAGCAGCACAUCCCUGCCAACACCAAGGUCAUGCUGAUCAGCGACAUCGAUGGAGAUGGAUGUUGCGAGCUGCUGGUAGGUUACACAGACCGUGUGGUGCGGGCUUUCCGCUGGGAAGAUCUGGGCGAGGGCACAGAGCAUCUGACAGGGCAGCUGGUGUCCCUCAAGAAGUGGAUGCUGGAGGGUCAGGGGAGAUUGCUGAUAAUAGGCAGAGGAAGGAACACCGGGCUAAGGAUCGGGAGUGUGAAGGUGGACAGUCUCUCGGUGACUCCAGGGCCCCAGGGUGUUCCUGAACUGAUGGUGUCUCAGCCAGGCUGUGCUUAUGCAGUUCUACUGUGUACCUGGAACAAGGACACUGGGCACCCCCCUACCUCUGACGGGGCCCCGGAGGGCAGUAGGGAGACCCCGGCUGCCCGUGAUGUUGUGCUGCACCAGACGUCCGGUCGCAUCCAUAACAAGAAUGUCUCCACUCACCUCAUUGGCAACAUCAAACGAGGCCACAACCCUGAGAGUGGUGGCUCUGGCCUCUUUGCCCUCUGCACCCUGGAUGGGACGCUGAAGCUUAUGGAGGAAGCAGACAAGCUGUUGUGGUCAGUACAGGUGGAUCACCAGCUUUUUGCCCUAGAGAAAUUGGAUAUCACGGGGAAUGGGCAUGAGGAGGUAGUUGCCUGUGCCUGGGAUGGACAGACGUAUAUCAUUGAUCACAACCGCACUGUUGUCCGCUUCCAGGUGGAUGAGAAUAUCCGAGCCUUCUGUGCAGGCCUGUAUGCCUGCAAAGAGGGCCGCAACAGCCCCUGCCUGGUGUAUGUCACGUUCAACCAGAAGAUCUAUGUGUACUGGGAGGUGCAGCUGGAACGGAUGGAGUCUACCAAUCUGCUGAAACUGCUGGAGGCUGAGCCAGAGUACCGGAGCCUGCUGCAGGAGCUGGGUGUGGAUCCUGACGACCUCCCAGCCACCCGUGCCCUGCUUCACCAAACCCUCUACCAUCCAGACCAGCCACCACAGUCUGCUCCCCCUGCCCUCCAGGAUCCCACCUAGCUGGACUUGCCCUCUUAGCUGAAGACGGGUCCUUCUGAACCUCCCCACCCCCCAAGGUAUCCGUGGCAUUGGCAGGAUAGGGAAUACACAUUACAGACGAGCAUGGAAGGAUGGUGGCAACCCUAGGGUGACUGUGAACUCUAGACCUUAUGGUCUUUUUGGUGAGAGAAGAGACAAGUUGACUCUGUGCCCGUUUUCUUGUGUACCGCACCCAUCACAGCAGCAGGGUCGUAGGACCCCGACCUUAUUCCGCAUCGUCUGGGACUGCCCCCGCCCUAGACCUCCCCUCUCUUGUUCUGUGGAAAACAGACUUGUUUGUGAGGAGGGAGUACAAAUCUUUUGCACGGCCCCAACACUUGUAAGGAAAGCAGGCUCUGGAGCCAGUGGAGUAAUGAGGUAAGGCUCCACCCCCCGCAAGCUCUGUCUUCCAUGGCACAGCUCCGAGUCGUUGACAUUAGUAACUGUUACGGGAAUGACAGACUAUUUGUUUUGUUUUUGAAGGAUCUUUCAGGACGUGUUAGUCUGGUCUUACUGUGUUCCCAGCAACCCUGAGAUAAUUUUUCUCUGUUUAACAAAAGAAUCUGGGCUAGCACUUUCACAUUUUGCCAUGUUCUUGCAGUAUCGUACAGCUUCAUAGGCUUCGCCCCCAUUUCCCCUAAAAACACCUUAUUGUCUAUAAGACAGUAGACAUUUAAAAUCUGAUGCAGGUUUAUGAUCCAGACCACAAUCAGAAUUAUAUCUUGGGCCAUUUAUUUCUGUUCUGCUCUUGAUUGUGUGUGCUAUAAAUCAGUGUUUUCAAAUUGUAGGCUGCAAUCUUUUGGUGGAUCGUGGUCAGUAUUUGUAGAAUAAAUGAAGUAGAAUAGCAUAGAAUAGAAUGGAAAAUACCAGAGUAUAUUGCUCACAGUAUAGGGAAGUACUGUUUUGUUAUAAUUGUAUGUGUAUGUGCAUAUGUGUAUUCUGAGUGCAGUGUAAAAUAUAUUUCUUGCUAUGA
Molecule: messenger RNA, 2486 nt
Organism: Diceros bicornis minor
Lineage: Eukaryota; Metazoa; Chordata; Mammalia; Perissodactyla; Rhinocerotidae
Gene: ITFG2
Product: integrin alpha FG-GAP repeat containing 2
Exons: 13
Coding region: 101-1495 (464 amino acids)
Biological process (GO): regulation of TOR signaling
Cellular component (GO): KICSTOR complex
Molecular function (GO): protein binding
Source: RefSeq, a predicted model, not a curated record